AUGAAAGGGAAAAAAUUUCUUCUUAAUUUUGCGGUGAAUAUAAAGAAGAGGUUUUUCUUUACUAAUCAUGAUAGAGCCCAGGUGAAUAAAUGCAUAUAUGAAUAUUUUUAUUUUGAAGAAAAAAUUUUCAACAUUAUUGAUCACCCAGAUAUAAAACAAUUACUUCAUGUAGAUUAUAAGAAAAAUAAAAAGUAUGACACAGUUAAGAAAGAUAAUAUUAAUAGUAGUAAUAAUAAUGUAAGUAGGGAUAGUAUAUGUGAUAAUGAUAUCAAUGAAGAUACAGAUAUGUUAUUAAAAAAUAAAAAAGAUGAAUUUAAUUUUAAUUUGGAAAAUGAAAACAAUGAAAUAAAAGAUAUUAUAUGUGAUAAAAAAUUUGAUGAUUAUUUAAAAAAUGUGAUAAAUAAUCAUAUUUGUAAUUAUAUAAAUAGUAGUAGUAAAUAUUUUACACACCUAUGUAUAUAUUAUAUAUAUAAUAAUGAGAAAUCUAGAUUUGUAAAGCUUUUACAAAAUUUUAAUAAUUAUUGUUUUAGUUAUGAAGAUUUAUUUAUUUUAUUCUAUUUAAUAUGUAGAAUUAAUUAUAAAGAUACACAAAUAAUCCAUAAUAUGCUUCAUGUUUUUGAAAUUUAUUAUUAUAAGCUGGACAAUUUUUUUUCAUAUAAAAUUUCCAAUAUAUUUUUUUCUCCUCAUAAUGAUUUACAUACAGCAAUAAAUAAUUUACCACUUGUAUAUAAGGUUAAGUUGAUCAAUAUGGACGUAUAUUCUGUAGACUCAAAAGAAAGGAUUAAAAGUUCAUCAAAUAAUAUUACAGUGCAUUCAAAGGAGACAAUAAAUACGUAUAUCGCUAAUGAUAAUAAUGUGGUAGCUCAAAAAAGUAAUCAUAACAACAGUAAUAAUAAUGACAAUAAUAAUGAUAAUAAUAAUGAUAAUUAUAGUAAUAAUAAUAGUAAUAAUAUUAUGAUUAAUAAUAAUAGUAAUAGUAGUGAAGGUAAAAAUUAUGAAUGUAUAUUAAACCAUAAUAAUGUUACUAAUAAAGAUGUAGCACAUACAGAAAAAAUAUUAAAGGACUCAAAAUUAACCAAUAAUAAUAUGGAAAAUGUGAAUAAUGAUUACCUAGAAAAAAUAGAUGAAAAUAAUGCAGAGCUUGAAUUACAAAAUUUAGAAGAUGUAGAUAUGGAGAGUUAUGAAAAAAAAAUAUCAAAAGAUAGUGUAAAAUAUAUUAAUAUAAAUACAAAAAAAGAAAGGCAAAAAAUAAAAUCAAGAGAAGGAAAAUAUGAGGGGCUGAAAUUAAAAAGUGCUUUAUUAACACAAAUAAGGAAUUAUAUAGAAGAGGAAAAUAUAAAUAAAGAUAUAAGUACAUAUAAUUGUAUUUCUCAAAAUAGUGUACAUAAUAUAACUCCAGAUCAAAAUAACAACACGAACAAUAAUAAUAGUAAUUUUAUUUUGCAUAACAAUUAUAUAGAUAAAAAAAAUUUUGAAAUAAAAGAAUUGUUAACUAUAUUUAUUCAUGAUAAAGAGUUAGCUGAAAAAAAUCAUUAUAUAAAAGACUUUAUUCAUAUUAUUAUAAAUUAUUUUAUAAUGAAUAAAUAUAUGAUACAUACUAAUUUUAUUUUACUUAUCCUCUUUAUGAAUAAAAUAAAUUAUUAUAAUAAUAAAAAAUUAAAUAAAUGUGUACAAGAUGUUCUAAUGAGUUAUAUAAAAAGUAUGCAUUUAAAUGAACAAGAUAUAUAUGAUUUUAUAAACAACAAAAAGAAAAAGUCAAACAAUCUUGAAUCAAAAGAAAAUGUAAUACAAAAAAGUAAUGAUAAAAAGAAAACAUUAACAAAUAAUAUAUUAAAUGAAGAAUAUAAUAUAUUAGAGUUAUUAUAUAAUCAACAAUAUACGUAUAAUAUUAUAUUAUAUGAUGAAAAUAAUUAUUAUGAUGAUAAUUUUCAAUAUAUAGCUUAUAAAUUAUUAAAAAAUUAUUUUUAUCUCGUUAGUUAUAUUAUGACUUUACCAUUUAUCAAAUGGAGCAUAUUGAAAUCUUAUAUAAAUUCUUUUAAUAUGUUUAUAAAUAUAUUUAAAGAAAAUAAAAAUAUAUCAUCCUCUCUUCAUAUUAGUGAUAUUUCUUUUAUAUGUGCAAGCUUUUUAAAAACAAAAAUUAUAGAACAUCAACUAAUUCACACCUUAUUCAAUAUAUUGAAUGAUCACCUUGAUCAUUAUUUAAUAAUACAAGAAAAAAAAAAUAUAUAUAAUGAAACAAACGAAAAACACAUACAAUAUGCAAACAAUUUACCAAAUGUAGAACCUAAUAUAAACGACUUACUAACAUUUUUACAUUUUCUAUAUUUUUUUAAAUUAUCACAAUAUAAUGAUGUACUCAUUAAAAUUUUGAUUAUUUCUUUCAAAAAGUUUAUACUAUUAAAUGACACACAACAACUCAUAUUUUAUAAUACCAUUGAAGGGAUCAGGAAAAAUCAAAAUGAACAAAAUAAUCGGAAGAAGCUAAAUUCUAUAUUAAAUUAUUUUAAUUAUGACCAAAAUUUUAAUCAUUUUUUAAAACGAAAUAAGAAUAUUCAAAAACAGUCCUUGGGUAUGCUAUUUUGUUAA
Plasmodium adleri (nom. inval.) is the source of this 2586-nucleotide messenger RNA. Its product is annotated as conserved Plasmodium protein, unknown function. Bases 1 to 2586 code for a protein of 861 amino acids. Lineage: Eukaryota; Apicomplexa; Aconoidasida; Haemosporida; Plasmodiidae. The record is from RefSeq and is a predicted model, not a curated record. The transcript has a single exon.